GCUACGCAAGACCGCGACACGUUCUAUUCACCGCGUAUCAACCGGCUAAUUUAAUGAGAUGGAGGGAGACAUUCUCCCGAGCGUCCAGCUAUCAAUUAUCGACGACGCGCAGCUUUUAGUUUGUUCUCGGGACGACUGCCGUAUUGCUCUAUCGCCGACUCCGAGCGGUGUGACCGAGCACCUACGCUCGCGGCAUCAGAUACCAGCAGAGAGGCGCAAACAGGUAACCUAUACACUACGGCGUUCAGAUCUGCGCCUGAAGGAGCCUACUUCUGUUGAACCACGACCCGACGGCGUUCUUAUUGAUAGCCGGCUCCGAUGUUACGAUGGAUUCCUUUGCGAUCUCUGCCCGUUCCGCACCAUCAGCAAGCCGAUGAUGGCGCGGCAUCUCAGUAGAGAGCACUUUCGGGCGACUACUGGAAGGUGGGCAAGGAGUCACGCUACAACUGCCUCGUCGUACAUGCCCGUAUACUUACAGGCUUGGGUUCGUAACCCGCCCCGGUCGCAGUACUGGACUGUUUCACUGGCUGAUGCUGCCACGACGGAAGUCAGGCCCGUUGGACGCGAUGAAGAGCUGCGUCACUUACACGACGUCCUGGCGCGCGAAGAAGCGUUCCGUCGGCGGAUCAGCCGUACCCAAGGGAGAGUGCCUUGCUCUGCUGCCCAGGGGGCGUCUUCCAACAACACAGCAGCAGCAUACACAGAACUUCGACCCUGGCUAGAGCGGACGGGAUGGGAGCGGGUGUAUGCCAACGUGGACCGUCAGCUUCUCUACUCGCUGACUCUACGGCCAGUAGAGCGUUCCUAUCGCCCUCUUCUUCUGUCGGCAGGCCUGUCGCAGCAUGACAACAAUAUCGUUAGCCCUGCUGAUGACGAGGCCAAGAUUGCAGCGCUCUGCCACGCGGCGUACAAUUUCAUCAGUCGAUGCGAAGAAACGGCAAAAACGUCCAGCAGAAACUCACUCUGCUGGCUACGUAAUGUGCACCCGAGCAACUGCAACCCGAAGCCCUUUACGCUUGUGGCAAAGAAGAACACCCGAGAACGUUACGUUUCCGUGCUCCAAAGGUUUGUGUCGCUGAUCUUCCGGGUCUAUCGGUUAUCAGCAAAUCUCCGACGAGACGCAGCCGGCGUGUCCCUCACGAAAGAGCACUGGGUUGCCUGUGGGAAGGUCUGGAACCACCCUGGUCUGAACAUGAAAACUCCUCAACGUGGGGAAUGGGAGAGUCUGAACACAGGUAUCACCGCAGACUGCGCAUGCGAAGAUAUGGGGGAAGUCAGCGAGAGGGAUGGUUGGGAAGAGGAUGGCAGCGAUCUUGACGACCAGCAAUCACUAGCCAGCAGCAGUGACGACGAGGGUUCUCAGUUCAGCGAUGUUGAAGAGUCUUUUUGCGACGAUAGCAGUCAGAACGAAUGUGAUAGCAGUACCAACACGCAAUAUCCAAGUACAGAGUAGAGUAGAGUAGAGUAGAGUAGAGUAGAGGUAGACGCCGCCCACGGCCCCGGCCCCCUCGGGUUAGGGCCAGCCUUUGGG
Messenger RNA from Colletotrichum phormii, 1531 nucleotides. RefSeq lists its product as uncharacterized. The transcript has a single exon. The record is from RefSeq and is a predicted model, not a curated record. The coding region runs from base 59 to 1453 and encodes 464 amino acids. Lineage: Eukaryota; Fungi; Ascomycota; Sordariomycetes; Glomerellales; Glomerellaceae.